AUGUCAAAUAUUUCAUCAGUUCCAACAUUCAUGUCUACUAUGUUGCAAACGUCGAAUCUCAUUUGCCGGAGUAUCCAGCUCACCGAUGAGCUCAAGAUUGGUGUGGAAUAUGAUUGUUCUCAUGGUUUAUUGAAUAUCUUCGUGAAAAAUACUGGUCAUCAAAGUCACUAUCCAUCGCAGAUAAAUCUCCAUUCAAAUGAAAAUAAAGAUUAUCUACUUCAAUCAUCUCAAAUACAAGAAAGAGAUAUUGAGAAUGAGAUAACCGACUUAUCCUUCAGGGACGACGAUGAUGAACCGAAGAUUUGCAUCGAAGUAUCCAAUAUCUAUGUGUAUGAUAUAUUCGACGAAAAUGAAAACAAUCUCUGUGAGACGAUGGUUGCAUCAUCCUUAUCCUCAUCUACAUCAUCGUGCUUCGAUGAACAAACUUCCGAUAAUGACGAUGGCUAUUCGACACAUUCACUUGAUGAUACCGAGCAUCAGCAACAACAACAUCAACCAUGCCCGAUGCCGCUUCAUUCAUCGAAACUAAUCAUACCGUUUGUGUCUUCUCAACAUGAUUAUUAUCUUGAAGAAUGCGUCUCGCCCAUCCGUCGACUCAUCGAGCAAACGAUGUGGCUAAGUCCAUUCAAAAUGGUUAUUAAACAAAUGAUGAUCAAUCAUUUGUAUUAA
Molecule: messenger RNA, 669 nt
Organism: Adineta ricciae
Lineage: Eukaryota; Metazoa; Rotifera; Eurotatoria; Adinetida; Adinetidae
Source: the annotation of a GenBank genome assembly